AAAAAUAUGAUUGCAGACUAUUUAUCAAGACAGAGUUACACAGCUAGGACAAGAUAAUGUUAUGGAAAACAUACUCAAAACCCUAACUACACUUUGUACAAAAGUGGACAGUAUGGGCUUGAGAAUUCAAAAGCUAGAAGAAAAGGAAGAAUCUACAAGUCAGCAGCAUGACUAUAAAAAUGCGGAGCUACGUCGUUCGGCAGACGAAAAACAGCCAGAGCUAAAAGGAGACGUUGGGAAACUCCUUAAAACCCAUGACAUUACUGAUGCUGCAGGUACAAGCAAAAAAGCUAUGGAGAAACCUACACCAAAAAACAUAAACCUAAAUAGCAUAUUUACCAAACCAUUUACUCCAAAGAUACAGAUAGUAGAUGCUUCAACACCACAAACAUCUACCUAUGCAACUAGCCUGCAUAAAGAGAAGAAAACAUACAACCAUAUAUCCCGAACAUAUAUUGAAAACCUAUACAAAAUACAAAACUUUUUAAAUCAAAAACCCAAAUCUACCACAACAUUAGAAAAAACCCAAGACUACCUAACCCAAAAACUACAAGGCUAUAAUAAGUUAAUUGCACAACCAAAAACUAAUCCAAACCUAGUUAAAACUUGUUAUAACUAUGGAUUAUUAAAUACAGUCUAUACAUAUACAGGUGAAGAGAUAAGUGGAAUCCCAGAGGUCCACAAAGUAUUUUUAAUAUAUAAAAAGAUAACAAAAGGAAACUUAUUUUUCAUAAGAUUCUACACAGCACCAGCAGAGAUACUCUAUGAUGAAAUAAAGUCAAUGAUCCACAUAGUCAAAAUUGGGCUAACACGAGAAAUGAUAAUCCCAGAAGAUAUAGGCCAACAGCCAGAGAUAACAAGAGUUGAGAUACCCAGUUUCUAUGCCAAUAAAAGGAUAAUUGGAUUAUCAACUAUUAUACAAGAGCUAGCAAAUAACUAUCUACAAGGCAACGCCAUAUGGAGCUACUAUUCGAGAGACCACUUAAUGAUAUAUGCCAAUUCGAAAGAAAUAAGACAAGCAGAUAUGGAAGAAGUCCAAAAAUGGAUUUUGACCCUGUUAAAACCAGAAGCUACGCCAACAACUAGAGCAAUAAAGCAAGGAUUCAUAUCCGAAGAACUAAUGAUGAGAUAUUGCAAGCUAGUCGGACACAAUUACCAGACCAUAUAUGUCCAAGUGCAACCAAGGUGAUGACAUAAUUCCAGAAGUACAACUGGAGUAAGCUGAGAAAAAGAAAAUAGGGAAAAGAUAGACAUAAAAUAUAUGUAAAUUAGUCAUAAUUAUUGUCGGCCACAUGUAAAAAGUAAAGGCCAUUAAAUAAAGAAGAAAAAA
Molecule: messenger RNA, 1330 nt
Organism: Solanum lycopersicum (tomato)
Lineage: Eukaryota; Viridiplantae; Streptophyta; Magnoliopsida; Solanales; Solanaceae
Source: RefSeq, a predicted model, not a curated record